AUGGUCUCUCGCUUAAUGAUGCAACGUUUUCGACUCUUCUCGUCGAUACCAGCAGGGAAUCUAUUUUCAGAAGCAGAGGCAUCUGUACUAGAAGUUAGUGGUAGAAAACCUUCUGCUAGUUGGCAACAAAUCAGCAAGAAAGGACAGAAAUUCAAAGACGAAAACGAGCAGGCAGUUGUGAAGUUGAGAUGGGCAAAUUAUGCAGAGAGAGAUGUGGACAUUCUGCUAUCGCCGAUUGAAACUUUGUAUACUGUUGAAGUCAAAGCAGUUCUCUACGGAAUAAUCAAUGCAAUUGCUUGGAAUGAAUCGAAAGUAAGGAUGAAGAGUUCGAAUGAAGUGGUGGUGAAAGUGGCAAACAAACGGUACAGUGCAAGUAAAGUUGUUUCAAACACUUUAUUCACUGAAGAUGAUCUAUUUACGACGGUUAUUGCUUCCUCAAACUCCACCAACAUCUACCAGGAACACUUUUCAAGUGACCAUUUUGUCGUCGGUCCACAGAAACGAAAGUUUGUCCGUGUAGAAACAACGGGUUAUUCGUUUGUCGAUCCAAAUGGGAAGCGAGUGGCCAAAUAUGGAAUCUACUGGGGUAAAGACGAUCCACGAAACGGUAUCAGAACACUUCCCGAUGGUUCAACAAACGUGGCGGCUAUGUUAGCAGCUAUUCUUGAAGCAGUUAACAUCGCAAAAGAAGAAGAACCACCUCCGUCGCUGUUGAUCUACUCGGAUUUUACGUCUUCCGACACAUUACUCCGCGAUAUCUCCGGUUACGCGAAACGUGAUUUCUACACUCGAAACCACGAUAGAAAGCUGAAAAAUGCUGAAAUUCUUCAGGAAAUUUUUGUGGCUGUUCAAGGACUGCAUUUGAAAAUCAAGCAUAAACCUUCGAAAACUCAGGAAGAUCCGAUCAAUCGGGUAACUACUGCUAUUUUGGAAUCUGCGAGCAAGAAGAUAAAUAAGGAAGAAAUUCGGCCGAAAUUAACUGAGCAGGAGAAAAAAGCAGACAAAGGCAAGUACUGUAGGAUGGACAAUCCAAUGGAUUCCAUUUCUAAACUUGAAAUCGAGGUAGGCACUUCUUUGGACAAGACCGGUAAUGUUGUGUCAAAAAGAAACGAGGAAUGGCCAAUUGUUUACGUUGCUGUGAGAUGUAAAGAGAAUAAAGGAUUCAUCUCUGCCGGCUACUGCACUCAUUGGCCAGAUGGAUAUAUUGCCGGAGGAAAAUCGUUUCGAUACACUCCUUUCCCAGUGACACCGUUUCGAGCGGAAUUAGCUGCUAUCGAAGAAGCAUUGAAACAGACAAUCGACGCUGAUCUAGAAAACGUAACCAUCGUAACAUCGUCUGCACAUUUCAUGGCGGGCUGGCAAAGGAGAUGGAUACGAACUACCGAAGUGCAUGUUCCGUUUACCGGGAAGGUUUUCUACGAUAGGAUUUGCGAUCUCUGUGAAAGAUUGAAGCAGGUCAACUUCAGAUAUGAAGAGGAAAAUUCUGAAACUGAUCUGGGAAAAGAGUUGGAGAAGAAGUGUAUUCAAGGGUUGUCCUAUGCUCUUGUUGGAAAGGAUAAAUCGGAAUAUGAACUAGAAUUGGAUGAUCUAGUAAGAGAAAAGGAGUACCGACAGGAAGGAAUUCCUGUCGUCCGUCUAUACAAAACUGGAACUGAUCUGAAUGCUGGAUAUGUAUUCGAUGGAGAAGAAGGCGUCAGUUGCUGUGGGAGUCCAUCAGCCUUGAAUCGUAUUCUAGAAGAAGCCAUUGCCCGGAAUUACGAUGCGAUAAUCAUUCGAGCGGAUUCUGAGAAGCUCAUCAAAAGUUUCGAAGCACAUUUAGAGGUUUGGCGACGAAACGGCUGGCGAAACUCUCAACACAAACGAAUUGCAAAAUCCGCCGAUUGGGAGAAAGCGUGGAAGUUGAAACAGAAAAUUCGUUUGACCUGGGAGAGUAUGGAUAUAGUAGAUCGAGACGACCGAAUGCAAAACAAGAAAAUUCCCGUUUAUGUGAAAACAUGA
This is a messenger RNA of Caenorhabditis briggsae, 1998 nucleotides long. NCBI's taxonomy places the organism in Eukaryota, Metazoa, Nematoda, Chromadorea, Rhabditida, Rhabditidae. The record is from RefSeq and is a predicted model, not a curated record. Bases 1 to 1998 code for a protein of 665 amino acids. Gene Ontology annotation, molecular function: nucleic acid binding; RNA-DNA hybrid ribonuclease activity. The transcript has 9 exons. Gene Ontology annotation, biological process: DNA replication, removal of RNA primer.